ACUGUUGUGGAUGCCUCUACUGUGAAAUAGAAAUUCAAUAUGAACUUUAGUAUCCAUACAACACAUGACCAAAGAUGAAUGUUUUGGCCGAUGUGGCUCUUUGUAGGUCGGCAAGUUCAAUGGCGACAUGCCCGGUGUUGUCAGUCCAGCCUACCCGUGCACUUGUGGACGAGAAGUUUCAAAUAGCUGUAAGAAAUUUGCGUCCCAAACAAGAAGUCACUCUACAUUCCCUGCACCAGUCCGAAGAUAAAGACUUCUGGGAGGCAUUCGGGCACUAUACCUGCGAUGAAAACGGAACAUUGACAGUCACGGACGAUGCGAGCUCAGGUGGGACGUAUACCGGAGUUGAACCCAUGGGACUGCUGUGGAGCAUGCGUCCCGUUCCAGGUAGCAGACACGGACUCAGGUUGAGAAAGAGAAACGUCAUGUCUCCAAUGGUGGUGAGUGUCUCGGUCUUCAGUGGUCACAUGACCCAAGGCUUCUCGGAAAAGGACGCCCUAGCAACGGUUGUCACGGAGAGGUGGUACCUGGCGCCAGGAGUGCAGCGAGUGGACGUCAGGGAACGAGGAGUUCGAGGCACCUUCUUCAUACCACCAGGUCCGGGGCCCUUCCCUGCAGUGCUGGACAUGUGGGGGGGUGGAGGGGGGCUGGUGGAGUACCGAGCAGCUCUGUUGGCAUCGCACGGCUUCCUCACCAUGGCACUCGAGUACCUCAAUCCGGAAGAAGAGAGGACACCUAAUCUGGACACUGAGUACUUCGAGAUAGCGUAUGACAUCGUCCAGUCGCAUCCCCAGGUUUCUGCUGAUAGGGUGGCAGUGCUGGGUCUGUCUUUUGGGACCCACAUCACUCUCACCAUGGCAGCCUACUCCAAAAAGGCUCAGCCCCGGUGUUGUAUUUGCAUCAGUGGAAGCCAUGUUCACCCCAUCAACAAGUCCCUCUUCGAAGUCUUCAAAUACUUUCAGCGGCUGAUGAUAAAGGCCCGCAUUGAUGAGAAUAAUCAUGUGAUCUGGAGAGAUGUCAUUCUGCCAAUCCCAACUGAGCCGGACAUGAAAGUCGACGUGGGUUUGAUAAAGUGUCCCACACUGAUAGUGAUCGGGCAGGACGACCAGAACUGGGCAACUGUGGAAUCUACUGAAGAUAUUCAGCAGAUGAUGGACUUGGCUGGUAAUGGCCACCUGCUGACGGUGUUGUCGUAUCCAGACGCAGGUCACCUGAUCGAGCCUCCAUACACGCCACAUGUCCGCUUCAGCAACUUCAUCACGCAACAGAAAUUCAAAGUGUUGAUGCUGUGGGGCGGUCAGGCCAAACCCCAUGCAGUCGCCCAGGAAGACUCUUGGACCAAGAUCCUCUACUUCCUCCACACACACCUUCACCUGGACUCACCACCUGUUGCCAGACUGUAGACACACACAUACACACACACGCACACACACACACACACACACACACACACACACACACACACACACACACACACACACACACACACACACACACACACACAAACACACCAGGACACACCACCUGCUGCCUGACUGUAACACACACACAAACACGCACGCGCGCACGUACGUACGCACGGACACACACACACACACACACACACACACACACACACACACACACACACACACACACACACACAUCAGGACAUACCACCUGCUGCCUUACGUAGGUGCGCACGUUUGAAACAGAGUAUAUUUAUUAUGCAGUAUACAGUAUAUCAAAACUAAAAUGAAAUUGUUUAACGGCAAUAUUUUUUCACAUGGCUUCAUAUGACUUGAGUGGUCUACUUUGCCCAGUCCUGGAACCAUGUGCUUUACUGUAACAUUCCCAAGUACGUAGUUCACACUGCCAAUUUCGACAUUAGUGGGUUUUCAUUGCCUUAUCUGAUCUAAAUCAAAGAUUCUUCACUUUUUUGACAUUGAGGCUCAUUUUUCCCAGUGGACAGUGUCCCGGGGCCAUUAUAUUAGGCUACAGUAUAUUACAUUGUAUUAUAUUUUAUAUAUAUAUAUUGUAGUGCUUUCUCAACUGACAUAAUUCACUUAAUCAUUUGUGUAUUCGGUUAUAUGUUAUGCUGUUCGUCAUCUCCACUGUUCUGUUCACUUUAUAGUCGCGGUGCCUUUAAGAGUUCCGAUGACGUUUUAUGUUGCCGGCUUUUCUGUCAUGCGCGGCGCCAUGUUUUUAGUCAGUUACAAUAACUUAAUAAACGCGACUCACAGAGUCUUAAUGUGAGAA
Messenger RNA from Engraulis encrasicolus (European anchovy), 2238 nucleotides. Its product is annotated as acyl-coenzyme A thioesterase 5-like. The transcript has 10 exons. The record is from RefSeq and is a predicted model, not a curated record. Gene Ontology annotation, molecular function: fatty acyl-CoA hydrolase activity. Gene Ontology annotation, biological process: acyl-CoA metabolic process; fatty acid metabolic process. The coding region runs from base 75 to 1403 and encodes 442 amino acids. NCBI's taxonomy places the organism in Eukaryota, Metazoa, Chordata, Actinopteri, Clupeiformes, Engraulidae.